This is a messenger RNA of Spirometra erinaceieuropaei, 8419 nucleotides long. The record is from the annotation of a GenBank genome assembly. Lineage: Eukaryota; Metazoa; Platyhelminthes; Cestoda; Diphyllobothriidea; Diphyllobothriidae.
AUGGAACGUAUCGCUGGAGAGCUCGGCGUGGGUAUCACUCACCGUCCGACAGCGACCAUGCGCAGCAAAAUCAUGCAAGUGAAGGAUCGCCUAGACGUGGGUGAACAAUCGGGCGUCGUCUAUCAGAUCCCAUGUCGGGACUGCCCUCGCCACUACACUGGACAAACCGGACGACGACUUAGCUCACGGAUAACGGAGCACAAACGGGCGGUCCGGAGAGGCGACCCGUUGUCUCAGGUCGCCUCUCACACCCUGGAGGAAGGCCACGAAUUCAACUUUACGAGCACGCGGAUAGUGGCACGGGCCAGCAAUAAGACAGGACGAGAACUGUUAUAGGCCUGGGUGUCUGACACCAACUCUAUCAACAGGCACGCUGAUAUACCCCCCUGCUAUCACGCGCUCCGUUCCCGCGGCCAAGGGGCGAGACCCAAUUUCCAGCCAAGGGUGCACGCAGUCACGCCACCGUGAGACGGCGUGGGACGCAACUUAUCGCGAAUACCACCCUCUGCACUCAUAUCUCCCCCCCCCCUUCAUGGCGUGACAACAAAAACCGCUCAUUUGAUGUUGCCUUCUAACAGUCUCUGACGAUGGCCUCCUGUACGAGACCGAAAGCUCAGACUAAUAAACCCACAGUCCCAGAGAUCGGGUCUUUAUCUUCUUUACAACAAGAACCCGGGAUUCGCAUAUUCGCUUCCAUCCCUAACACUAACUUCCUGGAAUUUAGACCACGGUCAUCUUUAUUACAUUGGUAGGAGUUCCUAAUCUCGUGUUCUAUCGAAAUGGCAAUUUUAUUUGCAGCCAGUCCAUCUGUUGAUGUCUCAUACGAGACGGUCGGUGGAAUUCCACCCACGAGUUUGGAGAGCGCAUUUCCUGCAACUACGGUUUAAGUCGAGGAAUUCUACGGAUGGCUGAUGAUAAUACGCUAGGUGUGCUAAUUGAUGAAAUGUUAACCGAAAUUCUGAAAUGAGUUUUCGACUCGAAGAGACUUCUUAGGUUGGGUUGUAAUAUUAAGCCUCAUGCAGCAUAAUCCCAUAAUAAUUCGGUUAUCUCUGGAUACCAGCUUUUGAAAAAACUUCUUUUCGACCGCAUGCAACAACCACACUCCGUGAAAAAUGACUACUUAAGUAGCAGGAAAUUUUCUCGUUGCUUUUCGAUGUCCUUGAAAAUCCAGUUAUAUUUCAUGGGAAAUAUGCAUAAAAUAUUCAUUCUUUUGCGCAUUCGGUGGGAAAUCAUGUCUUUCUCCAAUUUUAUACUCAAAGGAAAUGUAUAAUUAGGUUUUAAAAAGUUUUAGUACUGUGAAAUGUCCGUUCAUAAAACAGCGUGUCUCUGCAUUUACUAGUGUUGCUUGUAAAUGUUACAAUAUGGUCCAAAUCCACUGCUAAAUUUUAUGAACCCCAUAUGUUCUUCAUUUAAUACCGUAGAGCAAUUUAUGGUUUUCCGUACGCAGAAAAUAUAUGACUGUUAGAUUUUAAACUUUGAAUACAAGUGUGACGACAGGUCGGGUUCAAACUAUUCGAGCAUUGAAAAAGUUUUUAAAAACCGAAUUACGCCUUUUCCUUCGAGUAUAAUAUUAGGAAUAAGCGUAGUUUCUACCGAAGGAGUGAAAGAGUGAAUGCUUUUAUGCAUGUUUCCGUGAAAUAUAAAUGAAUCUUUGGGACAUGGAAAAUCAACGAAAAAAAGUUAUGCUGCAUAAGUAGUCACUUUUACAGAGUGUGGUUUUCGCAAGAGGCUGGAAAGAUGUUCCUUCGAAAGCCGGCAUCCCAAGGCGACUGAAUUAUUAUGGGAUUAUGCUCCAUGAUAAUGAAUUUUAAAACCAUACUCAAGUAAUCUUUUCGAAACAGAAACGCAUUUCAGAAUUCCGAUUAACAUUUCCUGAGGUAACACACCUGCUGUAGACAGGUCAUAAUUAGGCCCUUCCAAGUCCCUCCCCUCCCACUUCUUGUCAGUGAAACUGUGGACGGACUGAUUCCUCGUACCUACGCUCUCGGUCCCUUUCAUGCGACUUCCUGAAUGCCGACUGGUUUAAUGGUUCCCUAAGGAGAGUGCAACCCGCCUCUCAUUGCAUCUCUGCGGCAAGGUUGCAUUCCAACUGCACAGUUGUUCACUACUUCCACAUGUUCCACUAAAAUACUUUUAGUGAUUUCACACCAUAAAAUGUAAAAUUUCGCGUCCCGCCUUUGAACUUCAUGCAUUUACUGUCUUGAGGGGAGUAUUUUUAAUUGAGAACUGGAUUCAGAAAUGUUGAUAAUUGACGUCUUAGUACGUUGAUGAUUAUUAUUAUUAGUAUUAUUAUUAUUAUUCGUGCAGAUAGCCAUGAGGAAGGUCAAAAACCCUCCAAUAGAUGUAACAAAUACUUCUUAGGAACACCAAACAGCCUGAAGCAUGAAGCGCGUACUUGUACGCGUCCUUAAGGGCGUGAGGAAAGAUUGGAGGAUUGAAAGCGUCAACACCUGAUGGUAUUUAAAUCGCCUUGUCAGUCUACACGAGAAAUGUUGUCGGCACGAGGAUGAAUGUUGGAACUGUCGCUAGGCCUAUUUUACGUCGUUAGUCGGCUAAAAUUCAACCCCGGGCAGUGGAAACUCCGAACUAAAGUCCAGCUUAACUUAGGCGUCGAGCCGCGUACACCUGCUAUGCAGACAGUUAAGGAGGGGGAGGGGGCUUCCGCCUAAGCUCCCUAAAUACACGAGGUAAUCGGGAUUCUCCGUUCGAUUGCCCGUGGGGGUGCUAGAACGAAACGGCCGUAGUACGAUCAAAAUAUGACAAGAUCGAUUGGCGUACCGUUUGCGUGCCGAAUAUAGACCAGUUUGCAAACGAAAAGUGAAAGAGCCAAUGACAUUUGACCUAGUAUCCAUAGGAGGUCCGGUGGGCAGUUCGUCUAUCAGAAGUUGGAGGUAAGUGGUCUGUAGUGGAGAACUGAGCUGACAAAAAAAUUCGCGGCAGGCGGCAUACAGUUGUGUGGACCUCAUUCUGACGGACGCACGCGGUAACUUCUAUCGUAACUUGAUCUCGACUGCUACGUGCGCUGUUGGUGCAAUCGACUUUUGUUACGUCGAGCAGCUGUGAACCAGUCCAGACCUGCAGCAACACACGCAGUUAGUCGAGGUGCAUUUGCUCAUUCUAUCCGCUCGCAAUAAUGUUACUCGAAACACUUUUAAAAUGCGUCCGCCAGGGAAGGCAAUUAAAAUGCCUGGAGGCUCAAAGUUCACUGUUCGGUGUUCCGACGCAAGAUGUUGGAACAUUAGAGAACUCACAGAUUGCUUCCCGCUAUACGCUGCAUGUGCAUGGGAAUCAGUCUAAACGGCAGCAGACUCAGCUACGAUCCAGGUAGAAGAGUGUUAAGGCUGGGCAGAUGUCUAACUUACCCAGAAACGAGCACCAAUUUUUUCGUCGUCCACAAAACAUAGUCAAAUUCAAAUUUGAAGAACUCGGGAAUCGAACCCGGGCCCUUUGGUCAACGAGUGUUAGACGCUCUCUCAUUGAGCCACGGGCCCUUUGUCCGACCACUUCGCUGCUCGAUGAUACGGCUUUGGCCCGAUUCUAUGGCCUCCUAAGGUGCACAAAGACGGCGCUCCUCUCCGACCCAUCGUGUCGCUCAAAGGGACUCCAACGUACGGACUGGCGAAGUGGCUGUUCCGGCGUCUCAAGUUCCUCACCGCUGAGUCAGACAUCACGGUCUCUUCGUCAGCACAAUUCCUGGAGAAACUCAAAGGGGUAAGAAUCCAUCCAAAUGAGGUCAUGGUAUCUUUUGAUGUUACAUCCCUUUUUACUUCUAUUCCCCAGGACCUGGCGAUCGAGACAAUUGAACUGCUACUACAAGGCGAAUACGCUGAAACGGAGAACCGUCUUGGACACGCCCAAAUCCUUCAGCUCCUGAAGCUCUGUCACAGGACGUACUUCACGUUCGACGGGACAAUCUACGAACAGGUGAAGGGCACACCAAUGGGUUCGCCAAUUUCGGGAUUCGUCGCCGAGGCGGUCCUGCAACGGUUAGAGUCGCUGGUCUUCCAACACCACAGACCGAAAUUCUGGGCCCGGUAUGUGGAUGAUACUUUCGUCGUCAUCGAACGGGAUCAGGUGUUGCCAUUCCAAGAACAUCUCAACGCCGUCUUCCCGGACAUUCAAUUUACGAUGGAGGAGGAAGAGAACAACCAGCUGGCCUUCCUGGAUGUCCUCGUAUGCCGCAAGGAUCGUGGUGGACUAAAGACCAAAUUGUUCAGGAAGGCGACAAAUACGAUGCAAGUACUGAACUUCAACAGUAACCACCCAAUCAGCCACAAACGCAGUUGUGUAAGGACGCUCUAUCGGCGUGUCGAAACGCACUGCAGUGAGCCGGAAGACAAAAUUGCUGAACUACAAUACCUCCGACGGGUCUUCAAAGCCAAUGGCUACCCGCGCAACUUCGUCGACCGGUGCAUACGCAAAAGGGACGAAAGGCCUAACCGCACGGACACCAAGUCUUGGCGGGCACUUCCGUAUGUCAAGAACGUUUCGGAAGCUGUCGGCCGCCUUCUCGCAUCACUUGGGGUUGGAGUGGCACACAGACCGGAGGCAACCAUCAGGCGUCUGAUCAUGAAACCGAAAGACCCACUGCCACGGCUAGAAACGUCUGGAGUCGUUUAUCGGAUCUGGUGCAGUUGCGGACAAGGCAACUACGUCGGACAAACCAGGAAGACAGCUCCGAAGGAGAAUGGCCGAACACGCGGCAGCGGUGCGCAGAAAUGACGCCAGCUCUCAAGUUGCGGCCCAUUCGACGAGACCCGGCCACACAUUUAAAUUCGAUGAGGCCGAAAUUCUCGCAAGAGGUGACAACCGCGUGAGCCGAGAGCUACUGGAAUCAUGGUUUACUGGCCCCCAGUCCAUCAACAAGUGCAACGAUCUUCCCAUUCAAUACAGCGUGCUGAGACUUCGUCUAGGCGGAGUAAUUGGCCACGCGGGGAGCGCACUGGUGAACACUCUUCCCAACACUCGGGUCAACGCAUCAGAUAGUCGAGCAGUCAUCACGCCAACAUCCAACGCACGUGAUGAAAUUGCGGCAAUUAUCGACUCGAAUGUCGGCCAUCAAGCAAUGAUCACCCCAAGUGUGACAAUCCCGGAUGAAGGGGGAAGCCGUGAACGUUCAUAGGCAGGCGGUAGCAUGGCUGCUGCAUCCUAUAAAUACCGCAGCCCCUUGUGCAACAACCACCCGUUUCUGCUCUUUUGUCUCUGAUGAUGGAUUCGAGUAGGAAUCCGAAACGUCAGACUAAUAAAGCUCUUGUCCCGGCGAUCGUGUCUCCUUCUUCAAUCUGGUGUCCUCGCAACGGCCUCAUAGCAACCAAUUAUUUUUGCGGGAGGUAUAACUGGCAAAUACAAGUACGCGUGACCGUUCGACCUUCGUUACUGACGAGGUCUACCGGUUGCUCAAAAGCAUGCUGAGAGCGAGGCGGCGACGUGCGCGUGAACUAGUCUAUGGUGAUAGCAGACUUGAGCAGCGUCCGCUGCACUUUAUCCUCCUCCCUCCCGCUAGAUAUGCUGUCAAGGCAUAGUCAAGAAGAUGGGAGGCGAAAGAGGAGGCAGGCGGCUGGCGCCGUGAACCCCCGCAUUUGGGCGUACUGCCAAGCCCCCCCCCCCGGUCUACAGUGUACAAUGAUCAGAAUUUUGCCCCAAAACGCAAAUGGGGGAGCGGUCCGGAUACAAAUUUGCGCGAAGUAAACCGGCAACGGGGGGGGGGCUGUCAACAUACCCCAAUGUUGCGAUGUGUUAUGGUUGCGCAUUCCCGAUAACGCCGGCCAAACUCCCACCUAACCCCUGUGUUUUUGCAGCGCAUCUUCCUCGCGGCUCGUUUUCGGGGGGGGGGGGAGAGGGUGAACAAAUAUAUGUAUUUGAGAAGCUGGAAACGACCAUCCUAGUCUCACCCGUCUUCGUUGGUAGGUAUUCCUGUAUAAUUAGUGGUUGGUGUGUGACAGUCUGCAAUGGUUCUAAAUGGGGCCCCAAGGAGAAAGAUGACGUGAAUGCCUCUAAACCUGAUCAACGAGAAAUUCAGCGCCUAAUUAGAUCAACACCCGCUUUCUAAGUAAUAUUGGCUACUCAGAGGAGAAGCCAGGGAGAGAAGUGCUAAGUCCAGGGUAGCUUUGGUACCUACAAGGAUACUUUGCAUACAUUCUUCUUAUUCUUUGUUGCUCUCCCGUAAUUAUUCCUUCUUUGCUCAAAAAAUAUCUGUUGAUUUUAGAAGGAGUCCUCCGAAUGCACUCUUCUGCUGGCGGUGUUUCUUAUGCCUUUAUAGUCGAUAUUAUCCUACAACGGCAUUUAAAAACGGUCAAGCAAUUUGCAGGUAGAAUUUUGGAUAGCGUUACCCAUCCCCUGCAUUCUGAUUUUAUCUCUGCGAAGUCUUUCCGCUCCAUAUGCCGUUGCUUUCGACUUAUCUCUUGUCGUACAUCGGCAUAUCGACCUUCACUGUUGCCAUUCCUGGCGCGCUAUCUUACGUGUGAAGAGGCAUAAAUACAGAAGCUGAGACUCGAAUUGUCCGCAUAAUAUUUAAUACUUUUGCGCAAAUAUUUUGCCUCUUGAGUAAUUUAGUAUCUUAUUUACUGCCUACAGUGAAUGAGGCCUAUUUUUGCGGAAAAUUUUGAGUUUGUAAUUUUAAUAUAAAGCGAUUUCCUCUUUCCCUGUCUUUGUUCACUGGAACACACGGCCUCCGUUUUGGUCGAAUGACUUUCCUAGACUUCCUACGGGCCUUUUAAUAGAUAUGACCGAGUAGUGAUUGCUGAGGACUUCAAGACAGACGUAGAAGGGUUUGCGUGAUUGUUUCUUUGCACUUUCUGAUGUUGAAUAGGCUGAGACGAUCUGGGGCUUUGACUUCGGUGAAAGAUUUCGACCCAGUCCAGAUCUCUGACUCCCGGCUAUUGGUGGGACUUUGAGUUAUCAUCUAGCCUUCCUAUAUUGCAUGACAUCUUGCACGAAAGCAAUUUCCCAACAAUAAAUUUACUUCUGUCGUUGAGAGUGCUCCUUAGCGCUUUAUGAUGUGCUUAUUAUUCCUUUAGGCAGAGUUCUGGUGGUCGUCCUUCUAAGCCACAAUCAGUACUAGUGAAAAGCCUACUCAUAAACAUCUUCGAGCAGUUGUACUCUUCACUUGACCAGUGUCUUUUACGAGGCAUCUUAAUUUUCUUCAGCAUUCUUGCAAACUCUGUCGGAGCAGUCGUGUUCGUGGCCUUCGAGUACUCCAAGUUACUAAAAUUAGCAACUCGUGUUUUGCUUCGUCCGCUGGCUGGCAUUCUAGGCCGGUGAAAACAAACCCGGCUUCUGUCAAAACGCACUGACCUUCUGCAGAGGUCCUUUUGAUGAUUUAUGGGCUGUUUUGGGAGUUCCUUUUUGAACUUCAGGAAUUUGGCUUAUUUCCAAACAGCCACGUGUGCAAAAAGUGCAUUUGGCAGGGCGACAGUUAGUCUUUUAAGUGCGAAUUCCCUAUCCCAGUGAAACAACAGGCCUUGUGACUCCUAUUUUCAGCCACCUAGACAAGAGAUGAGCACGCAACUAGCCGAGUCUGUCUGGUCCAACCAAUCACAGCGCUUUCUAAGACACAUCGAUUAUUUCUCCCAUCUGAAAUUACCGUACAUAGCGGAAAAUACGGCGGAAAUGGGUCGGUUGGCUGAGACACCCUGUAUUGCGUUUUCUCAUGCCUUUUAGAUUUACACGUCACAGCCUUAUUGGACUAGGUAUAGGAAAAUAAAAUACCCACAGUGGGAGCCACUGAAUCCGUUAGUGAAGCCGGGAGGGAAACAGAAAGCGCACCGAGAAUGAGAUUCCGCGAAUAGGAUAGGCAACGGUAGGGUGUACGACCCCAAUUAAUUUCAGGUGGCCUGUGGACCGUGUCAUACGGCAAUUGGGGUAGAGGCAGUUUUACGGGUGAAGCAGCAAGCUGAACGAAGAGCAGGUGGAAUUCAAGAAAAUACAGGAAAUAAUUAAAUUUCUGUCUAAGGUCUUAUUUUACGCUGUCAUAUGACAAAAAAGUGAUUGCGAGAAUCAAAAAAAAAAUAAACGAAAUCAAUUUUCAAAAAUAAACGGAAUUUGGAUUAACUGCCGCUGGUAAAUUUCCAUGCCAUCAAGAAUUUAAGAAAAGACAACGGUAGAGCUAAGUAUCCUAUGUGGCUGUCGUAUGCACUUAGAGUAUGCAGUCCGGGCCUGGCGACUGUGGUUGACAAAGGAUUAUCGAAAAAUGAAAAGAGUACAGGCGAUGGCAACGAAGAUGGUCAAGAAUCUUCAUCAUUUGCCUUACGAAACUAGGCUGACCGAACUAAAUCUAUUUCCUCUAAAUUACAGGCAACUGCGCGGCGACCUCAUUCAAACCUACAGGAUUGUCAGAAGCCGUGAGUGUGCCAUAGACUAUGAUGAAUUCUUCGAAUUGGCCGGGACUGACCGUACGCGUGGUCAUCCCUUCAAACUGUAA